AUGGCUCUCGCCGACGAAUCCAACCAUAUCGUCGAACAAUUCGACUUCUCCGACGAUGAGCUCAACAAAAAUGUGAAGGAAUUCUUGAGGCAAAUGGACGAGGGUCUUCACAAUGAGGGCACCAGUCUCCAGCAAAUUCCUACCUACGUCACCGGCGUUCCCAAUGGCACAGAAAAGGGCCUUUACCUAGCUGUUGAUCUAGGUGGCACAAACUUCAGAGUCUGCUCCAUUAUGCUAAAUGGCGACACCACCUUCAACCUCACUUACAACAAGGUUGCUAUUCCCAAAAACCUUAUGGUCGCAAGCACCUCAGCAGACCUGUUCUCUUUCCUCGCAAAGCAGAUCGAAAUCUUCCUGAAGGAGCACCAUGCCGACCACUUCGACUCUCACUUGCGCCGCCGCAACACAGCCAGCGCCCCGGAGGGCUAUCGCGAUGAGCACAUUUUCCGUCUGGGCUUCACCUUCAGUUUCCCCGUCAAGCAGCUUGCCAUUAACAAGGGUCUGCUGAUUCGAUGGACCAAGGGAUUUGAUAUCCCCGAUGCUGUAGGCAAGGACGUCUGCGCUCUGCUCCAGAACGAGAUUGACAACCUUCACCUUCCAGUCAAGGUUGCUGCGCUUGUCAACGACACCGUCGGUACUCUCAUGGCCCGAUCUUACACCUCUACUGGCAAGAGCCGCUCUGUUUUGGGCGCUAUUUUCGGUACUGGUACCAACGGUGCUUACAUGGAGAAGCUGGAUAACAUCAAGAAGCCCAUCACGGGCGACUAUGACCAGUCAACAGGUGAGAUGGUUGUCAACACUGAGUGGGGUUCCUUUGACAACCAACUCAACGUUUUGCCCUCCACACCCUGGGACAAGGCUCUCGAUCUUGGCAGUGUGAACCCUGGCGACCAGAUGUUUGAGAAGCGAGUGUCGGGCAUGUUCCUGGGCGAGAUUGUACGACUGGCCGUGGUCGACCUGAUCAACAGCGAACACUCGUCCCUGUUCAAGGAUCUCAACUCGAGCUUCAACGACUGGGGUACCACCACUAACAUCGCACCCUCAUCUGGUUUCCUCAAGCCCUGGGGAAUGGACAGUGCCAUUAUGUCUGUAGCCGCUGCCGAUAACACCCCUGAGCUGUCAACUCUUCGACAGGAGCUCGAGAACCUACUCAGCGUCUACACUCCUUCGUUGGAGGAUGCCCAGGCUUUCAAGGCCAUUUCCAAUGCCGUCGGUCGCCGUGCCGCUCGGUUGUCCGCUGUCGCCAUUGGUGCUAUCGCCAUUAACUCUGGAAAGCUCAACGACAUGAACGAGGAAGUUAUUGAUAUUGGUGUCGACGGUAGUCUCGUUGAGCACUACCCCUUCUUCCGCGACAUGAUCUACGAAGCCCUCGCCUCCGUUGACGGCAUUGGCCCCAAGGGUGUUGAGAAGAUCCGGAUCGGUAUUGCCAAGGAUGGCAGUGGUGUCGGUGCUGCCCUCAUUGCCCUUGUGGCUGCCGGCAGGGAGAAGCCCGAGGAUUACCUUACCAACCUGAGGUCCGAGUCCAACCGCGCUCGCAAGGCUUCUGAUCCGUUCCUCGAAUCAUCACCUGUCUCCAACCAGGCCCUACUAGCUGGUGGCGUUGUUGGUGUCCUUGCGCUAGCAGCCCUAUGGUACAGCAAGCGUCGAUAA
This is a messenger RNA of Fusarium pseudograminearum CS3096, 1650 nucleotides long. RefSeq lists its product as uncharacterized. Gene Ontology annotation, biological process: glucose 6-phosphate metabolic process; intracellular glucose homeostasis; glycolytic process. The transcript has 4 exons. Gene Ontology annotation, molecular function: ATP binding; fructokinase activity; D-glucose binding. Bases 1 to 1650 code for a protein of 549 amino acids. NCBI's taxonomy places the organism in Eukaryota, Fungi, Ascomycota, Sordariomycetes, Hypocreales, Nectriaceae. The record is from RefSeq and is a predicted model, not a curated record. Gene Ontology annotation, cellular component: cytosol; mitochondrion.